AAGUCAUCCUGAAAUAAAGAUGUUGGAUCAUAACAUAUUUAAUGGAAGAACUUUAAUAUAAGCUUAAGUCAAAUUGGUAGCAUGUCAAAGAAUAGUGAUGCAUUAUUAUGGUAUCAUGGCAAAAUUACACGUGAGGUUGCUGUGCAAGUUCUCCUUAGAAAGGGUGGUAGAGAUGGAUUUUUUCUGAUCAGAGAUUGUGGAAACGCUCCUGAAGAUUAUGUUCUCUCAAUGAUGUUUAGAUCUCAAAUAUUGCAUUUUCAAAUAAACUGUUUAGGUGAUAAUAAGUUUUCAAUUGACAAUGGACCAAUUUUCCAAGGUCUCGAUAUGCUUAUUUCUUAUUAUAAAGUAAUUUCAGAUGGUCUUCCAUGCAAAUUGGUAGAUUUUUGUGUAGGUAAAAUUGCUCCUUUAUAUGCGUUAAAAUAUGGAUUAGAUACAAGACUUCAUUUAGCUUGCGAAGAAAAAAAUCCUAAUACAGUAAAAGAACUUUUACAAGAUUCUGUUAUAAAAGAAAAUGUCAAUGCUAGAAGUAUUUCAGGAUUAACUGCUUUACAUAUUUCAUGUUCUAAUGGCGAUAAUGAUAUUGUGGCAAUGCUUUUAAAUGCAGGAGCAGAUGCAUCAGCAAUUGACGCAAACGGUCGAACUCCAGUUCAGGUUGUUUGCUUUUAUAAUCAUGCUUCGACGCUUCAUCUUCUAAUAUCUAAAGGUUCUGCUGAUUUUCUUAAAAGAUCCCCAAAUAAUGGAUGGGUCCCGCUCCAUGAAGCUGCAAUGAGGGGGAGCUUGGAAUGUAUUAAAGUUUUAUUAUCAUUUAAUGCAUCUAUGUAUCCAAGAAGCUUGGAUGGUGAUACACCAAGAGAUUUAGCGCUUCAAUAUGAGAAUUACAAUGUUGUGGAGUUCUUCGAUAAUUAUCCAGUAAACCAACCAAAAACAUCUAUUACACAAUGGUUACACCAGAAUCUAGACAGAAACGGGGCUUUGAUUAUUUUACAAAAUGCUUCAAUGGCUGAUGGAAGUUUUCUUAUAAGAAGCAGUAUAAAAUGUCAUGGAUAUUAUGUUUUGACACUUGUAUAUGAAAAAAAGACUUACCAUUUUCAAAUUAAAAGCAGGGCUGACAGAUGGUUUUAUAUUGAUGAUGGUCCAUUGUUUGAGACCUUGCCUCAUCUAGUUGAUCAUUAUAUGCAAUAUGCUGAUGGCUUGCCUACAUUACUACGAUUUCCUGUUCCCAGUGCUGAAAAUAGGAAACGUCCUCUUCCUCCUACUCCAACUAAAAACCAACUCAAGCUUCCUGUACCUCCUUCGAGACCAAUCAAAAAUAACAAUGGACUGCCACAGCCUUUGCCGUAUCCUGAGUUUACAAAUGAAAGUGACUCUGAUACAUUUACUCGUUUGGAAUGUGAAAAAGAAAAACCGUUGCCUAAAUUACCUCGUCCAGUUGUUAAUCACACUGAGGUACCAAAUAGUGUAAAUGUAGGACAAAAGGGUGAUCAAACAAUGAAAAACAAUGCACAACAAAACAUUAUAUUAAAAGAAUCAAUAAGCUUUGGUAAGGAGCUGGGAGUUGGGGAGUUUGGUUCAGUUAUUAAAGGAAUAUGGCUGAGUCCAGGAGGAAAAGAGAUUAAUGUUGCCAUGAAAACUUUACAUAAAGACAAAAUGGUGCAAGGUGAAAAGGAAUUUUUAAGAGAAGCUCUUGUCAUGUCACAGCUUAAUCAUCCUUGCAUUGUGUCUUUGUUAGGUGUUUGUUUGGGUCCUCCAAUGAUAUUGGUACAAGAGUUGGUUGAAAUGGGCGCUUUACUGGAUUAUUUAAUGGAUUACCAACCUGAGAUACAAGAAGUUGAUUUAAAAUUAUGGGCAUCUCAAAUAGCUUUUGGUAUGAUGUAUUUGGAAUUAAAAAGAUUUGUUCACAGAGACCUGGCUGCAAGAAAUAUAUUAUUGGCCAACAAAAAACAGGUAAAAAUAAGUGACUUUGGACUUUCUCGUGCUGUUGGCACUGGAAGUGAUUAUUAUCAGGCUAAACAAGGCGGUCGAUGGCCCGUUAGAUGGUACGCGCCGGAGUCGAUAAAUUACGGUACUUUUUCCACGAAGUCUGACGUUUGGAGUUAUGGCAUUACUCUAUGGGAAAUGUUUACGUUUGGCGAUUUACCAUAUGGAGAAAUGACGGGAAAUGAGGUUGUUAGUUUUUUGGAGCAUGGUGGCCGAUUAGAAAAACCAGAUGAAUGUCCUAUUCACACUUACUCAAUUAUGUUGUCAUGCUGGCAUAUUGACCCUAACAAACGUCCUACAUUCAAUGAGCUGCAUUCUACAUUUUCAACUGAUCCAGAAUACGAAGAUGUGAGAAUAUACCGGGACCGGAUAAAAUAGUCUAAUUCAUUUUAUUCAGAAUCUAUUUAUGAAAUUUGAUACAAACCUUAAGUAUAGUCUAAAUUACUUUUCUGAUAAUAUUUUUUAUAUUUUUUAUAAAUCAUUUCUUUUAAUAAUAUCAACGCAUUUUUUCUAAUAGAAUAUUUGUAUUAUUUUAUGAUUUUUGUAGUGAAUAUUUUUUCUAUUAUUAUUAUUUUGUAAAUAUCUUAUGUUGUUAAUAAUCAAAAUAGUUUUAAUACAAAAAUCUAAUGAG
Messenger RNA from Hydra vulgaris (swiftwater hydra), 2608 nucleotides. RefSeq names its product tyrosine-protein kinase HTK16. Gene Ontology annotation, molecular function: protein tyrosine kinase activity; protein binding; ATP binding. The record is from RefSeq and is marked provisional. Gene Ontology annotation, biological process: protein phosphorylation. Lineage: Eukaryota; Metazoa; Cnidaria; Hydrozoa; Anthoathecata; Hydridae.